AUGAAGAGAUAUUCAAUUGCUCCAACUUCAUCACGAAGGAAAUCUGCUAUUGAUGCAACAUUACCUGAAACUAAUUUACCAGCAAGACAAAUAUUAGAACAAUUAGAUCAAGAUACUACUUUUGUUCUUCAAGAAAUUGAUAAAAAUAUUUCUCGAGCAAAUACUGUGAUUAAUGAUAAGAUUAAACCUAUGAUACAAGAAUAUGCAUUACAAAGUUGGAAAGUUUGGGAAAAUACUGGAUUUUGGAAACAUUUUUUUGAACAAUCAGCUAAUGUUGAAUUAGAUAGUUAUGUUGAACCAAUUAAUGAAGUGAAUCCACAAAAUAAUUUUUUAUUACUUAAUGAAAUUGAAAAAAAUAAACAAAAUGGAAGGUUUGAUGAUAGUGGUAUGACCAAUAAAACCAAUCAAGGCAAUAAUGAGAAUAAUGAUAUCGAGGAUGAUCUUGAGGAUAAGGAAGAACCAGAAAUAGCAUUUAAAAAACCAAAUCUUCGACAAUUAGUUGCUGAUGGGAAUACUCCUACAUGGUCAACAGAACAUACCAAACCAUCAAUGAAAUCAAUUCAAUUAUCACCACCGAAAAGAAUGAAUCCAAAUAAUUUUACUGGUGGACAAGUUCGAGAAAAUACAAAAUUGACUGAUAGUAUAACAUUAGAACCACCAGCAUUAUCUGCUGAAACUCGAGCUAUCACAUCACUGCCUCAUAAUCGUCAUAACCAACAUCGACUACAAUCUAGAGAAUCACCAAUUAAAAUACAUACUAUUCGACAAUCUUUAGAUACUUAUCAUCGAGUUUCCAUAUCACCAAAGAAAUUGAAAACACCUAUACGCUCGACAAGAACUAGUAGAAUUGAAAGUAUACUUAAUUCAUCACCCAUAUUACCAGAACCACCAAUUUUACAAUCAGAAAUAGGUAGUGAAACUCCAAAAUAUAUGUCAUCUUCAUCACCUAGGAAAGAGCAACAACAACAACAACAACAAAAACAGAAAAAAAGAGAAUCAUUAAAUCUCCAUUCAGAUAAUGAUCAACAACAACAACAACUUCAAAGAUUUCCAAAUACUCCUAAAUAUUCUCGAUUAAGUGGAUCAUCAGUGAAUAGUUUAUUAAGUAAUAAAUCAAAUUUAUCAGAUGAUGAUGAAGAUGAUCAUAUUAAUCCACCACCACAAUUAGAUUCUCAUAAUCAUGGAGUUGUAAUUGAUAAUAGUGAUAAUAAUCAUGGAGGUGAUGCGGAAGAUAGUUCCGAUGAUCUUGAAUCAUUACCAGUACCAGAAUUGAAUACUAUUGAUUUGAAAGAUAAGAAUAAUAAUAAUAAUAAUAAUAAUAAAAGAUCAAUUCAAUCAACACCAAGAUCGAAUGAAAAAAAGAGAAGAACAACAAAUAAUAACAAUAACAAUAGCAAUGAUGAUGAUGAUGAUAUGGAAAAUGUCUUUUUAGAUCAUUCUAAUAAGAAAACUCCAGAUAAUCAACCAUCAAAUAAUUCAACAACAAGAUAUUUUUCAACUGGAGGUAAUAAUAAUUCUGAUAAUAAUGCUGAUAAUGAUAAUGAUAAUCAUACUGAAACUCAAGAUAAUUCAAAAUCAUUUAGUCAAAUUUAUGAUGAAGCCAUUUCUAAAAUACGAGGUAAAAAAUCAACAAUUAAAAAUGAUGGAAAUAGAGAUGAAGAUAUGAUAAUGUCUCUUGAUAUGACCAUGACUAAAGAUUUAACUUCUGGUGAAUAUACCAAAGAUUUAUCAAAAGAUUUAACGGAAAAUUCUACUACUGAUUUAGGUCCAUUUAAAGAAAGAUGGAAAAAAUUGACCAGAAAGUAG
This is a messenger RNA of Candida dubliniensis CD36, 1806 nucleotides long. RefSeq names its product Ask1p (gene ASK1). The coding region runs from base 1 to 1806 and encodes 601 amino acids. The transcript has a single exon. The record is from RefSeq and is a predicted model, not a curated record. Lineage: Eukaryota; Fungi; Ascomycota; Pichiomycetes; Serinales; Debaryomycetaceae. Gene Ontology annotation, cellular component: mitotic spindle pole body; DASH complex; mitotic spindle. Gene Ontology annotation, biological process: attachment of spindle microtubules to kinetochore.